Messenger RNA from Daktulosphaira vitifoliae (grape phylloxera), 1625 nucleotides. RefSeq lists its product as uncharacterized. Gene Ontology annotation, molecular function: double-stranded DNA binding; Y-form DNA binding; single-stranded DNA binding. Gene Ontology annotation, cellular component: site of double-strand break. The coding region runs from base 174 to 1418 and encodes 414 amino acids. NCBI's taxonomy places the organism in Eukaryota, Metazoa, Arthropoda, Insecta, Hemiptera, Phylloxeridae. The record is from RefSeq and is a predicted model, not a curated record. Gene Ontology annotation, biological process: double-strand break repair via homologous recombination; DNA double-strand break processing involved in repair via single-strand annealing. The transcript has a single exon.
UUUAAUUAAUAUUUCUUUAAUUGUAAUUCAAAAUAAUUGAUGUAUAAAUUUUAGUGAAAGAAUUGUCUCAAUUUAAACUUUUAUAUAAAAUUUACUUUUUAUUAGUAACUUCAAGCAACAGAAAUUUAAUUAUAAAAAAUUUAUAUUUUUUUAAUUUUUGGUUUAAAAUAAUUAUGAACAGUCAAGAGAAUAAUGGUAAACAACUAGUAGAAUCCUUAUCUAUAGCUUGUCAAAAUGCUGCAAAAUUCAUUAAUAAAUUAUCCUUAAAUAAUGAGUCUUUGAAUAAUGAAAUAAUUACUUUAAGAACAGAAAAUCAAAAACUAAAAAAAAAUUAUUUUAGUCUAACAUCUCAACUUGAUAAAAUUGAAGAAAGUAUCAAAGAACUAGCCAUUUUAUCUGAUAUAACUUCGUUUGAAAAUGAAUCUGUAUUUAAUAUAUUAACUCGUUUGAUUAUCACAACGAAAAAAAAUAGUCACAAUAGUAAAAAACGUAAACUUAAUUUAUGUUACUCACCCUUGAAGUUAUCUAUCAAAGAUGAUAGUGAAGUAUUAAAAAAUACCAAGAAUAAUAGUAACACUUCAGACAAUACCAAAACCACCUGGAAAUUAAGUAUUGAUCGUAAUGGUAACCCUUCAAAUUUAUUAAAGAAAUCUAAACAAGCCACUUUACAAGUUAAGCCAUUAGUAUCUAAAACAAAAUUAGAUAUUAAAAUUCAGAAUAGUUUGUGUAAUAAUAUAUCAUCUUACAGUAAUGACAUUAUUUUAAGUCCUAUUAAAACAACUGCUGAAAUAAAACUUAAUGAACAAAAUAUGGCUACUAGUAAUUUGAUGGAAGAAAAAAAUCUUUUGGCCAAAGGAGAUAACUGUAAUGAAGAUGAUUGUUUAGUUGAAACUAUCAGCGACUCUAUUAAUUGUUCUAUUAGCCAUUUUAAUAGGCUAAAUAAACCAAUAAAUAAUACUUCUAUUACAAAAGACAUUGGUUCUCCAGUAAUUAUAGAUGUUUUUAAAUAUUCAAUGAUUAAUACUGGUACUCAUCAAGAUGAAAGUAAUGAUUCUUCUGAUGAAACUAUUUUUAGUCCAAUUAAUGUUACUAUUGAUAAAUUAGAUGAUACUAAUUGUAAUGGGUGCCUCAAUAAGCCACCUGAAAAUAAUUUGUUUGAUAGUUUUGAUAUUAUACCUGGUUUAAAUAAUAAACCAGAAGUUCUUCCAAAUUAUAAAUUUAAAGAAAACCCAGUAAGAAAACAAAAUGAACGUAAACAAUUAAAUGGUUGGGACUGUGAAGAAUGUAGAAAGUUCUAUGAAGAUGUCAAUGAUAAUCCAGAUGAAGCUAAAAAUGCAAUGAAUCAAUUUUCAAGACAUCGAUCAGUGAAACAUCAACAUGUUGCUAAUACUCCUCCAGGUCUCUGGGAUCCAUUGUAAAUUACAAAAAAUAAUUUGUGAAUUGUAUAAUUUAUGGCAACAUAUUUUUAUAAAAUAAACUUAUUAAAAUGUUUAUAUACAUACGAUUUUUAGUGAUAAUGAAAAAAAAUUUAAAAUAAAGUGUUAUUUAAAUAAGCUUAUUAUUUCAAUUUCAAGAUAUGAAAUCUGUAAUAUGUAAUAAAAGCCAAAAGUUAAUUUAAGAGUCUA